Messenger RNA from Paramecium primaurelia, 1152 nucleotides. The record is from the annotation of a GenBank genome assembly. Lineage: Eukaryota; Ciliophora; Oligohymenophorea; Peniculida; Parameciidae.
AUGAAAUAGGUGAAUCGAACUUAAAAUGAAUAGAAUCUAGUACAUUCUGCAAUUGCUUUUAUCAGAAAAUAGUAUGAAUGUAUAGAAUCUGAAGAAGUCCCUUAGGAAUUAUUAGAUAAUAAAUACUAUAAAGAAUAUGAGCCACUCGAUAAACUAGAAUUAUUAACAGAUCAACACAUAAAAUAUUGUACAAAGAGACUAUUAAAUAUUGGUUAUUCUAUUAUCUAUUUGGAUGUUGGAUAACCUUGGUGUAUAUAUUGGCCAUUAAAUGCUUUGAGUAUCUUAUAAGAAGAUGUAUCAAAAUAUGAACAUAAAAUAUUGUAAUAUUUAGAAAAAUGUAAAAUUGGUGGUUUUGGAGGAGGUCCUUAUUAAUAUGAACAUUUAGCACCUACAUAUUCAUCUUUGUUAUGUAUAAAUAAUUUAUAUUUUAGCAUUAUUCAUUCUUGCAUCUCCAGCUUCUUUAGGAAUGAUUGACAGAAAAGGAUUGGAAAAGUUCUUCUGGUCUAUUCAGGAUCCAAAUGAAAAGGGAUCUUAUUUAAUGCAUGUUAAUGGAGAAGCAGACAUUAGAGCUGUCUAUAUAGUUGUGAUAAUGGUAGUCAUUCUUAAAUUAGAGUAUCUCUAUAUUAUAAAAAUAUUAGUCCAAAAUUAUUGGAUGGUUGUGCUGAAUACAUUGCAUCAUGUUAAACAUAUGAAGGAGGAAUAGGAGCAGUACGAUAUUCAGAAGCUCAUGGAGGAUAUGCUUUUUGUGGAUAUGCUGCUUUAGUUUGUAUGGGGAAAGCACAUUAUAUUGAUUAAGAGAAACUAUUAAAUUGGUUAGUAAAUAGAUAAAUGGAAAAGGAAGGUGGUUUUAAUGGUAGAACAAAUAAAGUUGUCGAUGCCUGUUAUUCAUUUUGGUAAGGAGCCAUAUUCAAUUUGCUUUAAUUAUCUGGUUAUCUCAAUGAAUAGUUAAUGAAUGUAUAUGAAUUAAAGACAUAUAUUCAUAUGUGUUAAAAUCCAACAGGAGGAAUAUUUGAUAAACCAAGUAAAUCUCCUGAUACUUACCAUACAUGCUAUGGAUUAAGUGGUUAUUCUUUAACAGAUAGCAAUUUUUAGAAUCCAAUAUACAAUGUUCCAAAUAAAUGUAUAGAUUUUGUACAAAAAUUCUUCUAAUGA